AUGGAUAAUAAUAAUAAUAAUUUUUCAACACCUAAACAACCAACGAUAAAUUCAACUACUGGCGGUCAAUUAAGGUCAAGAUCAAAUUCAUCACCAUCAACAUCAUCAAUAUCAACACCAAGAAAUGGUAGUACCACUGCUACUACAUCAUCGAUAACUAAUAGUAUUGGUAAAGGAUCAUUGGUAUUCUCAACGAUGGAGAAUGCAAAGAAAACCUUAAAUAUGGAUUCAUUAUCGACACCAAUGUCACAAUCUUCAAAGAAAAGGCUAUCGAUGAAUUCAUCACUACUACCGCCAUCAUCAAUUCCCCUACCUCCAUCACAACAAUUAAGUGCAAAAAAAGAUCCUUCAAAACGUCAUUCAUCAUUCAUAUCAACAACUACAACUACAUCACUAGGUUCAAGACCAUCAACACCUCAACCAAAUCAUACCACUAAUAAUAAUAAUAAUAAUAAUAAUGGUAGUAAUGGUAAUAAUGUAACAUCAACAAAUAUUUCAUCAAUGUUAGAGAGUAAUAAUUCUGAAAUUUUAAGUCAAAAUCAAAAAGUUACACUUUCAACAUCAAGCAAUACAGCAUUUAGUAGUUUACCUUCAUCGACAAAUAAUGGCAAUAAUCCACUUAGUAAUAGUGGUGGUGGAAAUGGUAAUCAUCAUUUAGUAAAUUCAAAUUCAUCAACAUCUACACCUUCACCAACAAUGUUUAUUUCUACAACUUCACCACCACCAGAAUUAUCAUUAAUGGAAGGAUUUAAUCAACAUAAUCUCACAACUACAACUACAACAACUACGACUACAACUAAUAAUACUUUAAAUACAAGUAAUGGUAUUAAUAGUAAUAGUUUAUCACCAAGUUCACAUUUAAACAAUGGUAGUAAUAAUAAUAAUAAUAAUAAUCAUUUAAAUUUAAAUAAUAGAUCAUCAUCACCAUCACCAACACCAUCAUCAUCAUCAAUUAGUGGUAGAAGAACACCAAUUCAAAAUUUUAAUUCAGUUGGUGGUGUUAAUAUUACAUCAAAAACUCAACCAUUAUUUAGUGAUAGAGAAGAAAGUAUUCAAGCAGUAUGUAGAUUUAGACCAGAGACAGCAGCUGAACAAACAUUAGGACCAUCAGAGAAACAAUUAACAAUUGGAACUGAUCAAACAACUAUUCAUAUUACACCAACAUCAUCAUCAUCAAGUUCAAUGGCACAAGCAUUUAGAUUCUCAAAAGUUUAUCAACCAAAUACUACUCAAGAAUCAUUUUAUAAUGAAGUUGGUAAACCAUUGAUUGAUAAUAUUGUUAAUGGUUAUAAUGUUGGUAUUAUAGCCUAUGGUCAAACUGGUGCAGGUAAAACAUUUUCAUUAGGUUUCUCUGGUGGUGAGGGUAAUGAUUCUUAUAAUUCAUAUUGUAAUAGAUCUGAAUUUUAUAAUAAUAGUCAUUAUUUAUAUGGAAGCCAACAGCAACAACAACAACAACAACUAUUACCAUCAUCAUGGGGUAUUAUGCCAAGAAUUAUUAAAGAUUUAUUUAUUAAACAAGAUGAACAACAAUCAAUGAAUACACCACAACGUAUUAAAUUUACAACUAAAAUAUCAUAUUUAGAGGUUUACAAAGAGAAAGUUUAUGAUUUGCUAUCAGAGGGUGGAGUGAAUGAUAUUGAGAUUAGAAUGGCAGAUGGUGGAUUUAUAGUACCAGAUGCAGUUCAAUCAUCAAUUCAAACAUUUACAGAUUUUCUAACACAUUUACAACAUAUUGAAAAGAAUAGAAAGAUAGCAGAAACCAAAAAGAAUAUGGCAAGUAGUAGAAGUCAUGCAAUAUUCAUAGUAUCAUUGUUAAAGGAAGAUUUAGAGAAUAAAAUGACCGUUACAUCAUUGUUGUAUUUAGUAGAUUUGGCAGGCUCUGAAAGUGCAUCAAAAAUCGAUGGCACAACAUCAAAGAUUGAAGAGACAAAAUCAAUCAAUAAAUCAUUGUAUGCCUUGGGUGGUGUGAUUGAAGAUAUGUCAAAGAAUUCCAAACAUGUUAGAUAUAGAGAUAGUAAGCUAACUCAAUUACUACAACAAUGUUUUGGUGGUAAUUCAAAGACAUGUUUAAUUGUAAAUUGUUCAAGUUCAAAUCAUGAAUCAGUCAUAAGAGAAACCAUUCAAUCUUUAAAUUUCGGUCAACGUGCUCAAUCUGUUAAGAAUAAACCAUUACAAAACGUUGAAGAAUCUCAUUCAGAAUUGAAAGCAAAAUUACGUGAACUAAAUAAAGAUAUUGAAACCUACAAGAAAUUCAUAGAGAAAAUUUCAAUUAAUAGUGGUGUAAUACCACCAUCAUCGGUUGCAACCUACAUUACACAACUACAAAAUGCCUGUGAAGAAUUAAAAAAAAAGAAUGACCGUCUUCAAGAGGAUAUCAUUAAUUUAGAGGAAGAGAAUUCAGAUCUACCAAAAAAAUUUAAUGUUUUAAAUAAAAAUAAUGUAUCACAAAUUGAAAUCCUAACACAAGAAUUGGAGCUUUCAAAACAAAUAAAUCAAGAGCAACUCUUAAAGAUUGAACAAUACUCUCAAAAAUAUCAAGCAACAAAUGAAGAAAUUCAAAAAUCAUUUAAUCAUCGUCAACAAUUAGUAAAUGAUCUUCAUGAUUCAAAUGAAAAAUCCAAACAAUUGGAAUUAAAAUUAAAAGAUGCUUUAUUGAAUUCAAAAUCAGAAUCUGAUGAAAUUCGUUUAAAAUUAACAAAAGCUUUAGAAGAAUCAACUGAUAAAGAUCAAAGAAUAAAUACAUUAGAAUCAAAUAAACAAAAAUGGAAAUCAAAAUGUAAUGAGGUCGUACGUCAAUCAAAAGAAUUACAAGAUCGUUUAAAUAUUUUACAAAGUACUUAUUCAAAUUCAGUUGAUUCUUUAUCAAAUUCAUCAUUAAAUAAUAAUAAUAAUGAAUCAUUAGAAGAGAUUAAAAAAUUAAAAUUAAAUAUUUCAUCACUUACAAAUCAACAUAUAGAACGUGAGAAAUCCCUUCAAAAAGAAAUUGAUUUAGCGAGAUCAAAACAUACUGAACAAACUUUAAUUUUAAAAAAUUUAAAAACUCAAAUAGAUACACUAACAAAUAAAUUGGAAAUUCAAUUCCCAACAAUUGUAAAUAAUAAUCAACAACAACAACAAUCAACACAAUCAUCAUCAUCAUCUUCAAUUGAAAGUAAUUUAAUUAUAUCAAUGAAUACAAUUGAAGUUUUAUUCGAAAAAAUCUGUAAAAAUCAAGAACAAACCAAUACAAUCAUUAGUACAAAUGUUGAAUCAAUCAUGGGUAAAUUGGUUGAAAUCGAUGAAAAUGAAGAAUUUAUAAGAAAAGAAAAAGAUAGAGAAAGAGAAAGAGCUGAAAAUCUUAAAAAUACUUUAGAAGAUGCUCAGUCAAACUUUUUAAAACAACAAGAAGAAAUUAAACAAUUUAUUGAAACUCAAUUAAAAAAUAAAAAUAAUAUUAAUAAUAAUAAUAAUAUUAAAAAUAAUAAUAAUAAUAAUAAAUUAAAAUCAAAGAAAGUUGGUAGUAGUAGUAGUAGUAGUAGUAAUAUAGGAAGUAGUAUUUGUAUAAAUAUUUUAUUCUUUUUAAUAAUUUUAGUUAUCUUAUUCUUUUUAAUGGUUGCAGUUGGUUUAACAAUCCAAAAUCAAGAUUAUAACUCUCAAUACAGAAGUUCUUAUUUUUUUAAAACAACUUAA
Dictyostelium discoideum AX4 is the source of this 3669-nucleotide messenger RNA. It is a transcript of the gene kif9, whose product is annotated as kinesin family member 9. The record is from RefSeq and is a predicted model, not a curated record. Gene Ontology annotation, molecular function: microtubule motor activity; microtubule binding; ATP binding. Gene Ontology annotation, cellular component: cytoskeleton; membrane. The transcript has 2 exons. Gene Ontology annotation, biological process: microtubule-based movement. The coding region runs from base 1 to 3669 and encodes 1222 amino acids. Lineage: Eukaryota; Evosea; Eumycetozoa; Dictyosteliales; Dictyosteliaceae.